Molecule: messenger RNA, 1539 nt
Organism: Epinephelus moara (kelp grouper)
Lineage: Eukaryota; Metazoa; Chordata; Actinopteri; Perciformes; Serranidae
Gene: gpr180
Product: G protein-coupled receptor 180
Exons: 10
Coding region: 89-1393 (434 amino acids)
Biological process (GO): G protein-coupled receptor signaling pathway; response to pheromone
Source: RefSeq, a predicted model, not a curated record
CGCAGCUGGUUUACUUCUGGCUUCGUGGCUCAUUGAAUCCAGUAGCAAACGUUUAUUUGUCGGUAACGUCAAACUGCAGCGGGGGAAAAUGUCGUAUUUAUUAGCCACACUUGUCGCCGCAGUGCUGCUCGGUUCUGAGGCUUUGGGGAAAACUGUGACGGGACGUUUUAGGAGCGAAGCGGCGAGACAGCAGAAUGGCCAGUUCAUCACUAAAUUCAUGUACCAAGGUGAUAAUGGUCUGUUGGUGUGCAGGCUGGACAACUCUGCUCUGGCUGCCGAGAAGGAGUCCAGACUACUGCUGUAUCAGGAUAUGGACUCCACGCUGGACAACCUCAGCUGCUCUGAGAGGCUCGCUAAAGCUGAGUUCACCAUUUCUCUCAGUCAAGACGAACACAAUCAGACGAUCCCUCGUCAGUUCUCUCCUACAUCAUGGCGGGCCCUGUAUGCUGACAGAUAUACAUGUCAGGAAAGUGCAGUGAUUCCUGCUCAUGCUGAUCUCAGUUUUACCAUCUUGCUGUUUAACCCUGACUCAGCUGGGAAUCCUCUGGAGCACUUCAGCGCGGAGGAGGCAGGUCUCCACAGUUUCUACUUCCUGCUGCUGCUGGCCUACUUCAUCGCCUGCUGCAUCUACAUCCAGCCUCUGUACCAGGCUCUGAGGAAAGGAGGUCCCAUGCACACCGUCCUCAAAGUGCUGACAACAGCGCUGGCGUUACAGGCCUGCUCCGCUCUCUGCAACUACAUCCACCUGGCCAGGUAUUCCAGAGAUGGUACUGGUAUUCCUCUGAUGGGCAGCCUGGCAGAGUUCUGGGAUAUGGUGUCCCAGGUGUCCAUGCUGUACAUGUUACUGAGUCUGUGCAUGGGCUGGACUCUGAGCCGGGGCAGGAAGCCUCAGUCCAGACCUCUACAGUGGGAACAGUCUCCGGCGUCCACGGCUGUCGCUGUAGGUGGAGUCGUUAUACAGGGCGUGUUGCUGCUGUGGGAGCAGUACUCCGAGACAGAGAGUCAACAUCACAGCUACCACGCCCAGCAGAGUCUGGCAGGUCUCCUCCUCAUGGCUCUGAGAGUGGGCCUGGCCCUCCUGCUGGCCUCUGUCCUCUACCAGAUCAUCUCCACCGAGAGGAGCACCCUGAAGAGAGACUUCUACCUCUGCUUCGCCAAGGGAUGCUUCCUGUGGUUCCUCUGCCAUCCCGUCCUCUUCCUCAUGUCGGUCAUCUUCAACGAACACCAGAGGGAGAAGGUGGUGACUAUCGGUGUGAUCCUCUGCCAGUCCAUCUCCAUGGUGAUCCUCUACCAGCUCUUCCUGUCUCGUUCUCUCUACUGGGAGGUCUCCUCUCUCUCCGCUGUGUCUCUGCCGCUCACCAUGUCCAGGACGAACCACAGAGGGCGCUACUGAGCGCAUCCACUGUCACACACACAAGCCAGGGAGAACACGCUGUGACACGGAGGCUUCACCUCCCGCUACCUGCCACUGUGUGCGAGGUGGGAGACCUCCUGAGCAUGAAGACAGGAAGUGCUGUAACACUGCAGGGACUGUUCUCC